AUGAGUCAAAACAAAAAGCUCAAUCUUUUAGAUACCUUGCAGCCUGUUUCUGCAGAAAGGUUUAUCUCUUCUCGAAAUACUUAGAAGGGAUUUGAGCUCGCAAGUCCAUCUGUUUAAUCUAAUUUUUUUGAGGAUUAGAUUUUAAACAUAGAGAACUAGUUGGAUGAAUAUUUAGAGCUAAUGGAAAAUAAAAUGAAAGAAAUAAGCGAACAAAGAUUAUAAGAUAAUUUGUAAUUUAUGAAUGAGCUAAAAUUCAUAGUUGCAGAAAGCAAAAACAAUUAGUAAAAAAAAGAAGGAGUUUUUAAAAUACUAUCAUUAUUUUUAAGCUAUUAUGGAUGCUGGAGAGAAGCAGAAACCUUAAUGAGAUAAAUAUAAAGCAAUAACAACUUAGGAAGUAGGGGAGGAAGCUAACCAAAAAGAGAAGUUUAUGAUAUAUAUGAUUUUAUUUUGGAGCUUAUUGAAAAUGAGAAUGAAAUGAGCAAAAUGAUGAAAGUUUUGUUUUCAUAGGAAAGUAGAAUCUAAUAGGAACAAAGAGAAUAAAUGGAUACAUCUUCUUAAAUUUACAAUUUUAAAUAAAAUAUAUUUUUAGCUAUUAUACAAACAUUUAACAUAAGAAUGAAUUCAAUAAAUGAUGAGAUAUUCAGCUGGCUAAUAGACAACUAAAAACUCAGGAUAAUUGAGAUAAUUUUAGAAAAUGACAGAUUUAGCGCAUCAUUAAAAUAAGGCAAUUAUUAAAGAAUGAAAAAACAAGAAAGAAAAAUGCUGAAAUACUUGCAUCAGAAUUUAAUUUUGAAAAACUACAACAACGAAAUUGAGUUGAUUUUAAACAUGAAUGAAAAUAAUUUAGAGCUUUUAUCCUCUAAAUAUGUUCUUUAUAUUGCUAAAUAUGAACGUAUUCCGCCUAAUUAUAUAUUAAAUAGGACUCUAAUUAAGUAGGUUGUUUAUUAGUAAAAUGUACCAUUAAUGUCUGCUAUGCUCAAACUAGAUAGAGUUAUCACUUAGUAAACACUUCAUUCAAAGAAGGUUUAGGCUUAAAUUAAUGUGUUUCUUUCUUAAGCUGACACUUUUUGUAUGGGAUUAUAUUUUCUUAAAAAAAUGUCUUAAAAAAAGUAAAUUAUUUCUUAAUCAUCUGAAUAUUUAGAGACCAUUUUGAGAUUGCUAGAGAAACCUAAAAGCGAUGAAAAAUUCGCCUUUGAAAUUUUUAGUCAUGUGCUUCAUCCACUAAUUUUAUGCUUAGUCGCAAGUAAAAUUUUGUUAAAACUAUCAUUCUUCAAAAAUCCUUUCAGCUCAGAGAUGCUCAAACUAGCAAAAUACUAUUUGGAAAGAGCUUUACUGUUUAGAGAUACAAUUUUUGAUGCAAGAGAAAUGAGCCUCAUUCUCUUUAAACCCCUUUUCCCUAGCGAUAAGCCUUUAGUUAAAGCUUUGAGAAACAGAAAUUACUGCUAGUUUUUUACAGAGUUUUUUAUUCAUCCAUGCAUAACAUAUCUUCUUGAACAGAAAUGGAUGAGUACGUAUGGUUUUGACUACUCACUUUUAAGCACAUUUACUCCUUUAUGUCAUUUUUAAAAGUAAGCCAGAAUCAAAAAUACAAUUGCUAAAGGCUCAAAAUCAUCAUCAUCUUCAACAAGUUCAUUUUAAAAAUCAAUGAAAUCAACAGGUUCUUCAGCUUCUUUUUCUCUUGAACCACAGAAAUAAAACUGGAUAAUUUUCAGAGAUAUUGAGGUCAGUUAACUGAAGAAAGCAACAAAAAAUAAUCAUUUUUAUUAAUUUGUUAUUUAUAACAAAUCAGUUUAAGUGAGAACUUUUUUCGAGUUUAUCCUUUUUCUGGCAAUCUUUUGUUUCACUUUAUAUGAACUAUUUCUAUUUAUAGAAAAUCUAAAUAGCUAUGCUUCAGUUGAUGAUCCUGUAAAAAUAAUGUUAUUCUCAUCAACUGUACCGUAAGAUUGGUAAAGUAAAGUGAAUGACUUCAAAAAGUAAAAUCCAACACCACCUCCAUUAGAUAUUUAAAUAGAUAAUACUACAAAUCUUAAUAUUUAAACAACAGAUCCUUAGAUUUUUUGUAAACUAAUCUUAUACUAAAUAUCUUCGGGUUAUCAAGAAUUUAUGGAUUUUUUUUAAAGUUAGUGCGUUAAAUUAAUUUAUGUUGGUACUUAAUUUGAAAAACUCUGUAACGAUACAAUCAGAGUACUUUGGUUCAUUUUCUGUAUUGGAGCAAAUGCCAUUUAAAAGCAAAUUUAUGUAUAUCUUAUAAGACGAAAAACUGAUCCCUAAAUAUUAGAUUUGUAUGAUUUACUCCUCUACAUAGCUUGUGGCUCAUUUUUAUUGACAAAGCAAAUAUUUAUUCCUGAAGGUAUAUCUGCUAAUUAUACUUUUGAAUACUUCAACAAUUGUUAAUUUGCUUUGAAAAUUGAAUGCUGUGCUAUAGUGUUUAUUUUAUGGCUUAGAAUGUUUAUAUUUUUAAUUAGAACUUAAAAAUUUGGAUUACUAGUCAAAGUAAUAAUACUAUUUACUAAAGACCUUUUAUAUUUUAUGGUCAUUCUUAUUACUGUCACAGUCGCUUUUGGGCUAAUCAAUUACAUUCUUUUUUAAAAUAGCCUUGAACUAUAUAAAUCUAUUGAUAAAUCCAUAUUCAAUCUAUUUGCUGCAGCUUUUGGUGCAUUCGAUUUUAACAAUUAAACUGGAAUUUAGUCAGCGAUUCUAAUUGUUUUUUUAGUUGUAGUGAAUGUUAUCCUUCUUAAUUUACUAAUUGCUAUAUUAAACACGAGAUAUGAGAAGACAAUGCAACAAUCAGAGAUGGAAUACUCUUUAGUAGUAUAUAAUGACUAUAUUAAUUCAAGAUUUAACCCUAUAUACAUGUCUAUGAUUUCACUACCUCCACCUUUUAAUAUCCUUAAUUUUAUAUUUGGAAUAAUUUCUUUUAUAACUAAGUCUAGAAUAUGGAAUAAAAUAGCUUUAAAAAUUGGAUACACAUUAGUUAUAUUUCUUCCUUGUAUUUUACUCUACAUAGCUCUUUCUUUGGUUCUCAUUCCUUUUUCUUAUUUAUAUUUUAUCCAUUAAGUAUCAAUGUAUUCUUUUUCUGAUAAUAUGAUGUAUGCCAGAAAGAAAAAUAAAUGCUUCAAGAUUACACUUUAUUUAUUUCGAUUACUGACUUGGAUUACAUUAGGUAUUCCUUAUUUACUUGUAGUGUUUUUUUCAAAUGAUCUGCCUUUGUUUUGUAAAUCGGCCUUUGCUCAUAACAAUAAUAAGUACAAUUUCACUAAAAAUCCUGUCCUUGACUUAAGAGUAAUAAAGUAUGUGUCUCUUUACUCUAAUUAUUUAAAUUUAGCAAAAAAAGAUGUAUUUAACUAUUUAGAAUUUAGGUCUUCGCUUGAGCAAAAAAAGGAAGUAAAAUAUAAAAAAUCUUACUUUCAAAGAUUUGCACAACCUUCUAUCAAAUCUAAUAGCUAGCCUCUAUAAUAAAUUAGGAAAGGAUUUUAAAAUAAUGUAAAGCAUAAUUUUAAAUCAGAAACCAUAUUUGAAAAAAAUUUUAAUGAUGCAGUUAAAAAAUUUGGAGAUUCUAAAGUAAAAUAAGAAGUAGAAAAUAUCCAGCUUAAUAAUCUUUUAAAAGCAAUAAAAUAUUCAGCAAUCUUCUUUAAAAAAUCAAAGAGUACUUCGUUUAACUUGUCUAAACUUCUUUACAUUGUAAAGAAAAAAGAAAUAAAUUUAAAUCUUCUGUAAUUAAAUACUGAUAAUUUUUUCUUAAAUAGAUCAUUUAGCUCAUAACCUAACAUAAAUGUUAAUAACUUAAAUUGA
This is a messenger RNA of Tetrahymena thermophila SB210, 3792 nucleotides long. Its product is annotated as polycystin cation channel protein. NCBI's taxonomy places the organism in Eukaryota, Ciliophora, Oligohymenophorea, Hymenostomatida, Tetrahymenidae. Gene Ontology annotation, biological process: calcium ion import across plasma membrane. The record is from RefSeq and is a predicted model, not a curated record. Gene Ontology annotation, cellular component: membrane. The transcript has 4 exons. Gene Ontology annotation, molecular function: monoatomic ion channel activity.